UUUUUUUUUUUUUUUGGUUUGUUGCGGGUGUACUGUUUUUGCGGGGUGACACCGCAUGUGCUGGCCGGGGAACAGCAGGACGGCGAGCUUACCUAACCUGCUUUGUCUCUGUUUUUUUAUGAUGGCGCACUCAGGCCCAGUAAAGCUAACGAUAGCCAACUCAGCUGCAGGCUUCCCACACUCGGCGUUCAGCCACAGAUAAAACUUUUCCGUCUAACCCGAAGAACUGGACUUAAAUCCCACAUCUUUGCGGAAGCCCUCGAGUGCACAAAAGGGGACUUUAUCUGUGGAGGUGUAAGCAAUAUAUAGACUGAAAUGGUGAUACUUUUGUUUGCUGGAUUUCCCCGCAGCAGACACAGAACAACACACAGGGCUGACAUUUCCUCCGUCUCGUCAAACUGCUUUAGUAGAUUGGGGUUAAUCGCACUGCGGAGCCGGCCGCAAAACUGCAUUUAGCUCGACAAGUAGGGACGCAAAUUCAAAUACACUCGGGUCUAGAACGUGUUGGAUGUUUGGCAUCAACUUUAUUGAGAAAUUAGCUCGCUGUCACAACCAAAGUUUGUGGAAAAACCCAGCUUUGGAACGUGUUUUUGUGAAAACACUGUUGUUGUUUUGCUUCGUCGUCACACGCAGUGCGAAGAAAGUCUUCUGGGAUGCUGAUUGGCUGACGGGCCAUCAUCUGUGUGGCAACUGCGGCACGUGACCAGGCGGAGCGCUGAUUGGCUCCUGCAGCUGUCCGUCACGGGGAACAUCUGCGGACGCCAUUGUGAGGAGAGCUGAGGGUCACCUGCCGCCCGGACAUGAACGUCCUCUGAACCGACACUCAGCGGCUCACAUUCCAACGGCCAGCGUCCGUCCCUCCAUGUGGCUGUGAGCGGACGUCACUCAUCCGGUGUAGCAGUUCAGCCCUUCCUUGUGUGUUCCUUCUCUUUGCGUCAUGGGGGGAGCCGUGAGCGCCGGGGAGGACAACGAUGACCUUAUUGAUAACCUGAAGGAAGCUCAGUACAUUCGCACUGAAAAAGUGGAGCAGGCGUUUCGGGCCAUAGACCGCGGCGACUAUUAUCUGGAUGGCUACCGGGACAGUGCCUAUAAGGACUUGGCGUGGAAACACGGAAACAUACACCUGUCUGCUCCCUGUAUAUACUCAGAGGUGAUGGAGGCCCUCAAGCUACAGCCAGGACUUUCCUUUCUCAAUCUGGGGAGUGGAACUGGAUACCUGAGCACCAUGGUUGGCCUCAUCAUAGGUCCAUUCGGCGUGAAUCAUGGGGUGGAGAUCCACAAGGAUGUAGUUGAGUAUGCCAGACAGAAACUGGAAGACUUCAUAAAGAACAGCGACAGCUUUGAUAAGUUUGAGUUCUGUGAGCCAGCCUUUGUGGUGGGGAAUUGCCUGGAAAUCUCCACAGACAGUCACCAGUACGAUCGCAUUUAUUGUGGUGCUGGAGUGCAGAAAGAUCACGAAAAUUACAUGAAAGUACUGCUCAAAAUUGGCGGCAUACUGGUGAUGCCCAUAGAGGAUCAGCUGACCCAGAUAACCAGGACGGGCCAGUGCACAUGGGAGAGAAGAGACAUCCUAGCAGUGUCCUUUGCCCCCUUGGUGCAGCAGAGCAGAGCAGAUGGGAAGAAGCAGGAAACCGUGCAGCUGCCUCCCGUGUCCGUCCGCAGCCUCCAGGACCUUUCCAGGAUCUACAUCCGCCGCACUCUCAGAAACCUCUCAAACGAGAACAGUCAGGGGAAGGGGGCGGUGCAGAGGGUCCCCCAGAAGCGCAAGCGCAGGCGAUGUCGCCGACGGCGUAUCAGCACCUACGUUUUUGUAGGAAACCAGCUCAUACCCCAAAUGGUGGAGAGCGAAGAGGAGGAACACCCCGAGGAAGAGCACAAGGAAGUGGAGGAGGAGGAAGAUCAGGAAGAAAGAGACAUUGGCGACAUUGAAAUCGUCAAGCAGGAGAACGUGUUGAGAGACCAAAUACUGGCUUUACCGCUGCCAGAGUCCCUGAAGGCGUAUUUGCUAUUUUACAGAGAAAAAUGACUGCUGUCCGCCGUGAAUAGAUGCGACGCCUGCUGAAUUUCUUUCCUUCACCCUUUUCAGUACAAAUGUAGCAUUAUUAUCACUUAAUCUUGAUGGCGACACUGUAUUGGAAGGACAUGUCCUAGAUAGUAUUGGAUAAUAAUGUUACGAUUGUAGUUUUUUUUACUUGAUGAUUAUAAAAAAAAAUGUAAGAAAAAUACAAAUACAUACUGGUCACAAUUUGACAGUUUCUGUUUAAAUGUUAUCAGAAUUUCAUCAGAAUAAAACGGUAUAAAUAGGAAUCCUUUAUUACCACAUCUGUGAUGAUGAUCCUGCUCAAAGGAAGACUUUAACCUUCUGUCAGUGUCUCAUGGUUUAGUCUUGAAAUGAGAGUCCAACAAUCUCUCACAAAAAGGAAAAAAAUGAAGUUCCCGCAUAAUCACAAAUGUUAUUUACUCUAGGAAAACAUGUUUUAUAUGCUUCUGAAUCAAGACCUUAUAGGAAAUAAUAGAUCGGUUUCUAAUGUUUUGUACAGGGCACCUUUUAAUCGGACAUUUUCUACAGGUUGUGUGCAUUCUUAUGGUUUCUUACAUGCUACUUGAUAAGGGUGCAUAGGGGUAAUCAGUGCAACAUGACCAUGAAGCAUGUAUUUAAGGGGGAUUCACUUUAUUUUCUUUUAAAAUAAAUGUUAAAAUAAUGAGAACAAGCAUGAAUACGUUGUACUUCACUGUAUAAAGUGUUCCUGAUGGUGUUUCACAUCAUUUAAUUGGUCACUGGAAGUGAUGUCCCAUGUGAUCAUGUUGAAAAACCUUUCUUUUUUAAUGAAUUAGAGGGCCUUGAGAUUUUUUUUAACAUAUUUCUUUUCUGUUUUUAAAUAUUAAAAAUAAAUAAAUUGUAAUAUUCCAGUAAGACUUUUGAUGCCCUUUCAUAUUCUGGGCUUUGGAUCUGUCCAAAACAAGCUGGACUGGACUGCAGACUUUCCAGAAGUUCUGUUGUGGAGCAAUGCGCUCUCCAAACUUUCCUGAUGGCUUCUAAGUGCCAACAUACCCCAUCAGUACUGGGAGCUCAGAAAGCUUACUGGUGCAAUUUUCCUGGGAGUUUUCCCACAGACAUUCCACAGAGCAGAGAGGAAGACUCUGGUAUUCAAAGGUUUUGAUGUCAAACAGGUGGAAAGUUCCUUCCUCUCACUUAGAAAGCAUCAUCUAGGAUUCAGAAAACCCAGUUGAAUGUUGUUGAUGUUAAUUAUAUUCAAUAUAAUAGUGAUAUAUUUGGUAUGUAUUGUUAUUCUGCAUAAAAGUUUCAUUUGGAGUUGAUUUGUUGUAGCGCCCUCUUGCUGUACUGUAUCACUAUGGACACUGGGAACUUCGUAGAUCAGACUUCACUGCUCUCUGUGAAAUAGAAAUCACGUUAGUGCUCGGUUUUUGCUCUGAUGUAAUGAAAAAUGUUUUCUUUUUGAAACGGGAACGACUAUUCUGUUAUCUGUGUGUGUGCGUUUGGAAAGAAAACCGGUUUCUUUCUUUUACAUUCUCCAAGUUUUGCAAAUAAGCAAACGUCCCCGCUUCUAAUUACCAGUAAAAGACCCAUUUGACCUGCAAAGUAUCCAUAAAAUAUUCCAUUGACCAAUUACAGGCAUGCAAGAUUUUAUAUACCAUUGAGUAAAUUGCAACUGCUAAUUGGAGGGGGACAUUAAAUACUGAUAGACCUGGAUUCUCAGGCUACACCUUGUUCUAAAAAUUGUUGAUCUGCAUCUAAUGUGGAUGAGAUUGACUGUAGAAACAGAGCAUGGUAAAAGUCAAAUUAGAACUCACAUUAUUUGCAGUUUAUUUGCUAAAAGUCCACAAGAAUUCUGCUGUUUAUGAGGCCUAAGUUGAUUUUCUCAUAGUGUGUGCUGUUUUCUUUUGAAAAUGUGUUGUUUUCCUGUAAAUGUUUGGCACAAAAAAUACAAGGUCACGUUCAUGAA
Molecule: messenger RNA, 3965 nt
Organism: Oryzias latipes (Japanese medaka)
Lineage: Eukaryota; Metazoa; Chordata; Actinopteri; Beloniformes; Adrianichthyidae
Source: RefSeq, a predicted model, not a curated record